AGAAAAAAGAAAGAAGCAAAGCAGUGUCACUCAAAACCUUCUUUCUCUCGCAAUUUCUUCUCUCUGAGUCUCUCUCACAGUUCCGCCAUUUUCACUCUCUCUCUCUCACUCAGAUUCCUCCCUCUUUUUAAAACCCUUGUCUCCCCGACUCGUUGUUUCGUCUCUUUUCCGGGUUCAGGAACCAAACCGGGUCAAAUCCUCUGCUGAAUCGUCGAUUCUUAGGGUUUUGUGUCAUGGAGGAAGAAUCUUCUUCAUCAGAAAUUCUAGAAGGAGAGAUUGUUGGAAUCACAUUUGCCCUUGCAAGUAACCAUGAAAUCUGUGUAGCAUCGAUUAGUGAAUCCUCAAUCAAUCAUGCCAGUCAACUCUCUAACCCCUUCUUGGGGUUGCCUCUGGAGUUUGGCAGGUGUGAAUCGUGCGGUGCGACAGAGCCAGAUAAAUGUGAAGGUCAUUUCGGUUAUAUUCAGCUUCCAGUGCCAAUAUACCAUCCUGCUCAUGUUAAUGAACUGAAACAAAUGCUGAGCCUUCUGUGCUUGAAAUGUCUGAAGAUAAAGAAGGCAAAGAGCACAAGUGGUGGUCUGGCGGAGCGCUUAUUAGGUGUCUGUUGUGAGGAAGCUGCAAACAUCUCAAUCAGAGAUAGAUCAUCGGAUGGGGCCUCAUAUCUAGAACUGAAGCUCCCAUCUAGGUCAAGACUGCAGGCGGGUUGCUGGAAUUUCCUGGAAAGAUAUGGUUACCGCUAUGGAAGCAACUACACGCGGCCCCUGUUGGCAAGAGAGGUAAAGGAAAUUCUAAGACGGAUCCCUGAAGAAACAAAAAAGAAACUCACAGCAAAGGGACAUAUUCCUCAAGAAGGAUACAUAUUGGAAUAUCUUCCACUCCCGCCUAACUGUUUGUCAGUGCCAGAUGUUUCUGAUGGUUUCAGCUCCAUGUCAGUGGAUCCUUCCAGAAUUGAGCUAAAAGACGUUCUUAAGAAAGUGAUAGCCAUAACAAGCUCUAGGUCUGGCGAGACAAACUUUGAGUCGCAUCAAGCUGAAGCCAAUGGAAUGUUUAGAGUGGUGGAUACCUAUCUGCAGGUUAGGGGUACUGCCAAAGCAACAAGAAACAUUGACAUGAGAUACGGGGUGUCUAAGAUCUCGGAUAGUUCAUCUUCAAAAGCUUGGACAGAAAAAAUGAGAACACUUUUCAUCCGAAAGGGUUCAGGUUUCUCUUCCCGUAGCGUCAUCACUGGAGAUGCGUACAGAGAUGUGAAUGAGGUAGGCAUCCCAAUUGAAAUUGCGCAGAGAAUCACUUUUGAGGAAAGGGUUAGUGUCCACAACAUAAGUUAUCUACAAGAGUUAGUAGACAACAAGUUGUGUUUGAGUUAUACUCAAGGUUCGACGACCUAUUCUUUAAGGGAUGGAGCCAAGGAGCACACUGUGCUUAAACCUGGGCAGGUUGUUCAUCGCAGGGUCAUGGAUGGGGAUGUUGUGUUUAUCAACCGACCCCCGACGACACAUAAGCAUUCUCUUCAAGCGCUUCGGGUGUAUGUUCAUGAAGAUAACACCGUGAAGAUUAACCCUCUGAUGUGUAGUCCCCUCAGUGCUGAUUUUGAUGGUGAUUGUGUCCAUCUGUUCUACCCACAGUCACUUAGUGCUAAGGCAGAGGUUAUGGAGCUCUUCUCUGUGGAGAAGCAACUGCUUAGCUCCCAUACUGGACAGCUGAUUUUGCAGAUGGGUUGUGAUUCUUUACUGUCUUUGAGGGUUAUGCUGGAGCGGGUGUUUCUGGACAAGGCAACUGCUCAACAGUUAGCUAUGUAUGGCUCUCUGUCUCUGCCACCACCAGCACUAAGGAAGUCCAGUAAAUCUGGCCCAGCUUGGACAGUUUUUCAGAUUCUACAGCUUGCCUUUCCAGAGCGUCUGACCUGCAAAGGUGACAGAUUCAUGGUUGAUGGAAGUGAUUUGCUGAGGUUUGAUUUCGGGGUUGAUGCGAUGGCAUUCAUCAAUGGCAUUGUAACUUCAAUCUUUCUGGAGAAGGGUCCAAAGGAGGCACUUGGAUUCUUCGACUCGCUACAACCUCUUUUGAUGGAAAGUCUUUUUGCUGAGGGAUUUAGUGUAAGUUUGGAAGACUUAUCCAUGUCUAGGGCAGACAUGGUGUCUCGCUUGAGAUUAUCAUAUGAAGAUGAAUUGCAACUAGAGAACAGCAUCCACAAAGUGAAGGAAGUGGCUGCUAACUUUAUGCUUAAGUCAUAUUCCAUGCGGAACUUGAUCGACAUCAAGAGUAACUCAGCAAUCAACAAGCUGGUGCAGCAGACAGGCUUCUUGGGUCUUCAGCUUUCUGACAAGAAGAAAUUCUACACGAAGACUCUGGUAGAGGACAUGGCUCUCUUUUGUAAGAGAAAGUACGGCAGGAUUUCUUCAUCUGGCGAUUUUGGAAUAGUGAAGGGCUGCUUCUUUCAUGGGCUGGAUCCGUAUGAAGAGAUUCAUUCAAUUGCAGCAAGGGAGGUUAUUGUUCGCUCUUCAAGGGGGUUAGCUGAGCCUGGAACUCUCUUUAAGAAUCUGAUGGCUGUUCUUCGGGAUAUCGUGAUUACAAACGAUGGAACUGUAAGAAACACCUGUAGUAACUCAGUCGUUCAGUUCAAAUAUGGAGUUGAUUCUGAACAUGGACAUCAAGGUCUUUUUGAGGCGGGAGAACCUGUUGGAGUAUUGGCAGCUACUGCCAUGUCAAAUCCUGCGUAUAAGGCAGUGCUUGAUUCCACUCCAAAUAGUAAUUCAUCAUGGGAGCUAAUGAAGGAAGUUCUGCUCUGCAAAGUCAAUUUCCAAAACACUACUAAUGAUCGGCGCGUAAUUCUAUAUUUGAAUGAAUGCCAUUGUGGAAAAAGGUUUUGCCAGGAAAAUGCUGCUUACACAGUCAGGAACAAGCUGAAGAAAGUUAGUCUUAAAGAUACUGCCGUGGAAUUCCUCGUCGAAUACAGAAAGCAACAAACUAUAUCAGAAAUUUUUGGAAUUGAUUCAUGCCUACAUGGCCAUAUUCAUCUUAAUAAGACAUUGUUGCAAGAUUGGAACAUCAGUAUGCAGGAUAUCCUUCAAAAGUGUGAGGAUAUAAUUAAUUCACGAGGACAAAAGAAAAAGAAGAAAGCUACUGACGACUUCAAGAGAACAAGUUUGUCUGCCAGUGAGUGCUGCUCUUUCCGAGAUCCUUGUGGGAGCAAAGAUUCAGAUAUGCCUUGUUUGAUGUUCUCCUACAAUGCCACCGAUCCUGAUCUAGAAAUAAUUCUUGAUGUUCUUUGCAAUACAAUUUACCCGGUUCUGCUGGAUACAGUGAUCAAAGGUGAUCCACGGAUUUGCUCAGCAAAUAUAAUCUGGCAUAGUUCAGACAUGACAACGUGGAUCCGGAAUCGUCAUGCAUCCCGCCGGGGGGAAUGGGUUUUGGAUGUCACUGUUGAAAAAUCUGCUGUCAAGCAAAGUGGUGAUGCAUGGAGGGUUGUGAUAGACUCAUGUCUUUCAGUGCUUCAUCUGAUAGACACAAAACGGUCAAUCCCUUAUUCUAUAAAGCAAGUGCAAGAAUUGCUUGGGUUAUCCUGUGCUUUUGAACAAGCAGUACAGCGUCUAUAAGCUUCAGUGAGAAUGGUCUCCAGAGGAGUCUUGAAAGAACACAUCAUUCUCCUAGCAAACAACAUGACUUGUUCAGGGAAUAUGUUGGGUUUCAAUUCUGGAGGUUACAAAGCUUUGACCCGAUCCUUAAACAUUAAGGCUCCAUUCGCAGAAGCAACUCUGAUUACACCAAGAAGAUGUUUUGAGAAAGCGGCUGAGAAAUGUCAUAAAGAUUCUCUAUCAACAGUCGUUGGGUCUUGUUCUUGGGGAAAACGCGUGGAUGUUGGUACAGGUUCACAGUUUGAGCUUCUAUGGAACCAAAAAGAGACUGGUCUAGAUAAUCAAGAAGAAACAGAUGUGUACGGCUUCCUCCAAAUGGUCAAAUCCACGACAAAUGCAGAUGCAUAUGUGUCUUCCCCUGGUUUUGAUGUUACAGAGGAAGAAAUGGCUGAAUGGGCUGAAUCGCCUGAGCGAGACUCUGCCCUUGGAGAGCCUAAAUUUGAGGACAGUGCCGAGUUCCAAACUAUAUAUGAAGAAGGCCAGCCAUCAGGAUCCAACUGGGAGAAAAGCUCUUCUUCUUCGUGGGAUAAUGGUUGCAGUGGUGGCCCAGAAUGGGGAGUCUCAAAAAACACAGGGGGUGAGGCAGACCCGGAGUCUAAUUGGGAAAAGACUACACAUGUUGAGAAGGAAGAUGCUUGGUCUGGUUGGAACACUAAAAAAGAUGCUCAAGAAUCUUCCAAGUCAGAUUCAGGGGGUGCUUGGGGCUUAAAGACAAAGGAUGAUGAUGCAAAUACAACACCAAACUGGGAAACAAGACCAGCUCAUACAGAUUCUAUUGUCCCAGAAAAUAGUGAGCCGUCUUCUGACGUUUGGGGACUCAAAUCUGUUUCAGACAAAUCAUGGGAGAAAAAGAACUGGGGAACUGAAUCAGCUCCUGCUGCAUGGGGUUCAACAGAUGCUGCUGUUUGGGGUUCUAGUAGCAAAAUGAACUCGGAAACUGAAUCAGAUGCUGCUGCUUGGGGUUCUAAGGACAAAAAGAAUUCUUACAUUGGGUCAGGUGCUGGUGUUUUGGGUCCCUGGAACAAAAAGAGCUUGGAAACUGAGUCAGAUAGUGCUACUUGGGGUUCUAGUGACAAAACUAAAUCAGGUGCUGCUGCAUGGAGUUCUUGGGACAGAAAAAACAUGGAAACUGAUGCUUGGGGUUCCCAGGUCAAAAAGAAAUCUGACACUGAGUCAGGUCCUGCUGCUUGGGGUGCUUGGGACACAAAGAAAUCGGAAACUGAAUCAGGUCUUGCUGGUUGGGGUACCGCGGACAAAAAGAAUUCGGAAACUGAAUCAGGUCCUGCUGCUUGGGGUUCUUGGGGACAGCCAAGUCCCACUGCAGCAGACAAUGAUACCAAUGAAGAUGAUGGAAAUCCGUGGGUUUCCUUGAAGGAGACCAAAAGUAGAGAGAAUGAUGAUAAAGAGAGAAUCCAGUGGGGAAAUCCAGCCAAGAAAUUUCCAUCUAAUGGCUCACAUGGUGGCUGGUCCAAUGGUGGUGGUGCAGACUGGAAAGGAAAAAGGAACCAUACUCCUAGGCCACCAAGAUCUGAGGAUAAUUUGGCUCCCAUGUUUACAGCAACGAGACAGCGCUUGGACUCAUUCACCUCUGAGGAGCAAGAGCUUCUCUCAGAUGUUGAGCCAGUCAUGAGGACUCUCAGGAAAAUAAUGCAUCUGUCUGGGUACCCUGAUGGAGACCCAAUUUCUGAUGAUGACAAGACGUUUGUCCUGGAGAAGAUUUUGAACUUCCAUCCCGAAAAAGAGAAAAAGCUCGGCUCUGGUGUUGAUUUCAUCACGGUUGAUAAGCACACCACAUUCUCAGAUAGCAGGUGCUUCUUUGUUGUUUCAACUGAUGGGACCAAACAGGACUUUUCAUACAGAAAAUCCCUAAACAACUAUUUGAUGACGACAUACCCCGACCGCGCUGAAGAAUUCAUAGACAAAUACUUUCCGAAACCUCGGCAGACUCAAGCUCAGUCUCCAUCUCAGGCUCAGGCUCAUUCUCCAUCUCAGACUCAGGCUCAGUCUCAGUCUUCGUCUCAGAAUCAGACUCAGACUCCAUCUCCGUCUCAGACUCAGGCUCAAUCUCCCUCUCAGACUCAGUCCCCGUCCCAGACUCAGACAUAAACUCUUUCUGACUUGACAACAAAAGAAGGUAUGGUUCAUUUAGCUAAACCAUUCAGUCUCCACUGUUUUGUUUUGAGAUGUACAUAAAGAGUGGAGCGAAUGGCGGUUUCUAUUUAUCAUAAAAAAGACUCUGAUGUGAAGUGCAAAACAAUGUGUAAAUGCAGUUCUCUAGUUGCAGAUCGUUUGUCCUUAAAUCAGGUUUAGGUUUCGGUGACUGGUUAAGUUUUAAAGUCUAGCGGCAUUGUAAUGAUGUUUGACAUUGACAUAUUUUAUUUAUCGAGCAAUGCAUUUGCAAAUCUCA
This is a messenger RNA of Camelina sativa (false flax), 6033 nucleotides long. The record is from RefSeq and is a predicted model, not a curated record. Lineage: Eukaryota; Viridiplantae; Streptophyta; Magnoliopsida; Brassicales; Brassicaceae.